GCGUUGUUGAGCCAUUGAGAUCGUCCCAAUGAGUAACAUAAACAGCCGUGCCUCUCGCAAGUCUCGUUUUCGGUCAAACAUUGCUUUCGAUUCAUAACUUUCCGAAAGAUGGCUGGUUUAGAGCUUUUGUAUAGCUGCGUAGCAGGCAAUAUUACCUGUCCACAAGACGUCGUCGUGUGUUUUGUUCACUGGGAAAUUGUAAAGAGUGGGUACAAAUGCCUUGGGUUAGGAGAUGAGCCUCGGAGUGGUGACAAGAAGUCGGAGUUGCUUCCUACAGGGUGGAAUGACAGCAAGGAAUUGUACACCCUGCGGUACAAGUCAAAUGAUGACAAGUCUAAUUUCUUGGUCAAAGCCAUCACUGUGGAUUCCACCUUGAUCUUCAACUUAAUGGACUCGGCCACUGAACAGGUGUCAGACCUGACAAUGAAUGUCAGUGAUUAUGUGGAUGCAGAUCAUUUGCAGACAUUUGAAAGUGUAUUCAAGAAUGCAGAAGAUUUGUCUCAGAAGGUGAAGAGCCAGCUCCUUCCCUCAGUGCCCGUGCCAAGAAAGGAAGAAAAGAGGAGUAGCAGAGAGAGAGACUCCCAGCCGGACAGUGACCCUCUCCGCAUUCCCACAAGGCAUCCACAGAGUAGUAGGCAGCCUAACUGUUUCCUGUGUGUAUCAAGAAUGGUCCACCACCCAAAGGACAUCCAGCCAACUUGCCACAACUGUGGGAAGCAUUGGCGUCAACAUGGGCCAGCAAUCCAUGCUCUGAAGAAUUGAGGCUGUUCUGAUGGCCAAAUGUUUUGCAACUCAAUGUUAGGAAGGUGUUCUUAUGUUUGGUAUACUCAGUUUAUUUAAACAGGGAAUCCCAUUGUGACCAAUGCAUCUUUUACAAGGGAGCCCUGUACAUAAUCAUACAUAUUUACAAUUCCAAUGUAAUAAACAUUUACAAGUGAAUUUAAUUAAUUUGCAAAACACGAUCAUGGAAAACUAAACGCAUUACUAAGUUAAAAAAAAAAAAGUCUUCAAACCGCUGUCUGAACUGCACCAAAACAUCCUACUUCAAAGUUCUGAGAUCAGUCCACAAGUAAGGUGCAAAAAAAAAAAAGUAAAUCUGUUUUUAUCUCAGUGGAGAUGGCGGGAUCUCCAGAGUUAGUCAUCCCUGUGAUUGGAUCUGGUGACUCUUUCUGUAAUUUAUCAAUGAAGUAAGGUAUGGGUUGUUACGGUCACUGUAUUACCUGGUCAUUAGUCUACAAAAUUUGAUAACUGCCUGGUACUCUGUCCCUCUAAUCACUGACAAUAAUGCAAAUCUAAUCUCGAACUUCAUGAGUGGUCAUGUUGAGCAACAUUUCUAUAGGCUAUGCAACUUUCCUAAUAUUAAGCACAUUGCUUCUCUUUACAGCAGGAGUAUAGCCUACCUGGCUGGCAUGAAAAUGAACCAUGGGAAAAUUGUCCUCCAUUCGCUACAUAAGUGCAUAGAUGACAUUUAUUUUUUUCCCCGCUGCCCGUUUUGAAAUGGGUGCAUGAUAAUGGUCUUUUCUAAAUCGAAACAAAUUUCACAUGUAUAGUUGACGUUUACAUACACUUAGGUUGGAGUCAUUGAAACUUGUUUUUCAACCACUCCACACAUUUUAUUGUUAACAAACUAUAGUUUUGGCAAGUUGGUUAGGAUAUCUACUUUGUGCAUGACACAUCAUUUUCCCAACAAUUAUUUCACUAAUCUCCCAUUCGCUGCUGCUAGAAAAACAUCCCCACAGCAUGAUGCUGCUACCCAUCCUUCACCGUAGGGAUGGUGCCAGGUUGCCUCCAGACAAGACCAAAGAGUUCAACCAUGGCUUCAUCAGACCAGAGUAUCUUGUUUCUCAUGGUGCCUUUUGGCAAACUCCAAGUGUGCUGUUGUGCCUUUUUUACUGAGGAGUGUCUUUUUCCUGGCCACUACCAUACAGACCUGAUUGGAGUGCUGCAGAGAUGGUUGUCCUUCUGGAAGGUUCUCCCAUCUCCAAGGAGGAACUCUGUCAGAGUGACUAUUGGGUUCUUGGUCACCUCCCUGACCAAGUCCCUUCUCUUGCGAUUGAGCAGUUUGGCCGGGCGGCCAAAUCUGGAACCAUCAAGGCACACUUCCUAAACUUCUUCCAUUUAAGAAUUAUGAAGGCCACUGUGUCUUGGGGACCUUCAAUUCUGCAGAAAUGUUUUGGUACCCUUCCCCAGAUCUGUGCCUCGAAACAAUCAUGUCUCUGAGCUCUACGGACAAUUCCUUCAACCUCAUGGCUUGUUUUUUGCUCUGACAUGCACUGUCAACUGUGGGGCUUUUAAUUUUUAUUAUUUUUAAUGUAUAGAUGUGUGCUUUUCCAAAUCAUGUCUUAAGUUGGAUUUACCACCGGUGGAGUCCAAGAUGAAGAAACAUCUCAAGGAUGAUCAAUGGAAACAGGGUGCACCUGAUCUCAUUAGCAUUUUUUGUUGUCAAUUAGCAAAUAUUUCUAAAUCUGUUAGCUUUGUCGUUGUGUGCUUUUUUUUAACUUAAAAAAUAAAAAGUGGUCCAGAAUAAGGCUAAGACUGGAAAAGGUUAAGGGGUCUGAAUACAUUCUGAAUUAACUGUAAGGUCCCAGAGUUGACAGUGUGUCAGAGCAGAAACUAUUCCAUGAAGUCCAAGGAACUAUCCAUAGCUAUGAGAGAAUUGUGAUGAGACAUAAAUCUGUGGUGUUUCCAAGAGUACAGUGGUCUCCAUUGGCUUCAGAACAAGAAUGUCAAAGGUCUUUAGUGGCCCAGACUUGAAUCCCAUUUUAAAUUCUGGGGAAAUACUUGAUUGCCAUUCACUGCCACUCCCCAUCUGCCUUAACAGAGCUUGAGAAUCUCCCAGGAAGAAUGGGAGAAAAUCCAGAUGUGUAAAGCUGAUCCAAACCUACUCAGCUGUAUUUGCCAACAAAGGUGCUUCUACAAAGUAUUGACUAAGGGGUGUGAAUACUUAUGUAAAUGAGAUGUUCGUACUUCAUUUGCUGAAAUUGCAUGUGUGAGGAAUCGAUUUAAACCAUUUGGAAAUCCAGGCUGUAGCACUUAUAUUUGGAAUAAUUCAAGGGGUAUGAGUACUUUCUGAAGUUAAUGUAAAUUUAUCUGGUGUUCUUCCCAAAAAAUGUAAGGUGAAUGCUGUACCACUUUAUAAACUUAUUUUAUUUAUUUAACUUAAGGCAACAAAAUAAAGUUUCUUCUCUAAAUGGCAGUUAUAGGUGUUCAAAAACGCAGGCCAAUGGGCGGCAUUUCUCGAGUUCAGCUCAUGUCGCCUGUAGAGUCUUCUAGGGUUGCAACAUUCGCCUUCAUUGAAAAGGAUAGUCACUCUCCUGCUGUGGGCCUUGCCACAAUACACCAUGAAUACAAGUUUCAGUUCCAGGGUUGAAAGCUAUACCGUAAUUUCCAGACUAUAAGCCGCUACUUUAUUCCCACGCUUUGAACCUCGCGGUUUAUACAAUGACGCGGCUACUUUAUGGAUUUUUCCCGCUUUCACAAGAUUCAUGCCGCCAAAAAACUGAGCACCGUCACAUAAUGACGUAAAUCGAGCGCACUCAAACUUCCCAUCAUUCUGAUUACGGUAGUCAUUUUGUCACCCUCAUCAUGGGUGAAAAAAAAACUUCCUCAUGUUGUCACCCAGAUUCACAUUUGUUUAUUUUGCAAGCUAUAACUCACUAUUUUAACAAAGUAGGUUUUAAAAGGCCAUAACGUGAAGUCUGCUUUGUGAUACACUCUAGUGGUGUCAUGUGUU
This is a messenger RNA of Oncorhynchus masou masou (cherry salmon), 3733 nucleotides long. It is a transcript of the gene psmf1, whose product is annotated as proteasome inhibitor subunit 1. The record is from RefSeq and is a predicted model, not a curated record. Gene Ontology annotation, biological process: proteasome-mediated ubiquitin-dependent protein catabolic process. NCBI's taxonomy places the organism in Eukaryota, Metazoa, Chordata, Actinopteri, Salmoniformes, Salmonidae. Gene Ontology annotation, molecular function: proteasome binding; endopeptidase inhibitor activity. The transcript is spliced from 5 exons. The coding region runs from base 109 to 762 and encodes 217 amino acids.